Messenger RNA from Morone saxatilis (striped sea-bass), 4347 nucleotides. RefSeq names its product EYA transcriptional coactivator and phosphatase 1 (gene eya1). The record is from RefSeq and is a predicted model, not a curated record. Bases 301 to 2430 code for a protein of 709 amino acids. The transcript is spliced from 19 exons. NCBI's taxonomy places the organism in Eukaryota, Metazoa, Chordata, Actinopteri, Moronidae. Gene Ontology annotation, cellular component: nucleus. Gene Ontology annotation, molecular function: protein tyrosine phosphatase activity. Gene Ontology annotation, biological process: positive regulation of DNA repair; cell differentiation; multicellular organism development.
UUCCCUCUUCCUCAGACACUCACUAGUCACUGCCUGAAGCAGUAAUCGGACAACUCUCUUUCUCACUAGGACUGGGUCUCCUGAGAUACCGUGCGGGGCUCCAUGGGUUCCAACACCUAAAAUGAAAAAGAAAAAAGUAGUCUUGUAGUUUACAUUUAUUGUGCUACAGAUUCUACAAACACCUGAAGAACAGUUUUAGAAAGUGUGUUGUCCGUUCUGCUGGACUGAACGAUCUUUCUGUAGAAGAUUUUUUUUUAAAGAAGGGAUAAACACACAGGGAUUCAACCAUAAUUGUAGUCUAUGGAAAUGCAGGAUCUAGCCAGUCCUCACAGCCGAGUAAGUGGAAGCAGUGAAUCUCCUAAUGGUCCCAACCUCGACAACUCCCACAUCAAUAACAAUUCCAUGACACCCAAUGGCACUGAAGGUGAUAACAUCACAAUGCUUACCACUGCAGACUGGUUGUUAGGUUCUAACUCACAGUCCGCUGCAGUUAAAACCGAGCCAAUGAGCAGCAGCGAAAUCGCCACCUCGGUAGCAGACACCUCUCUAGACAGCUUCUCAGGAUCAGCUAUUGGAACCAGUGGCUUCAGCCCAAGACAAACUCACCAGUUCUCUCCACAGAUUUACCCUUCCAACAGAACAUAUCCGCAUAUUCUUCCUACCCCUUCAUCCCAAAAUAUGGCUGCGUAUGGGCAGACGCAGUACACCACAGGAAUGCAGCAGGCCGCAGCUUAUGCUAGCUACCCCCAGCCUGGCCAGCCCUAUGGCAUCCCAGCCUAUGGUCAGGACCAAGACCUUGUUCAUAACAAACCAUGUUCCCACAAUUCCUCCAGUCCAUUGUGGGCAGGCAUAAAGACAGAGGGGGGUCUGAGCCAAUCCCAGUCCCCUGGACAGACGGGCUUCCUAAGCUACAGCUCCGGCUUCACCACGCCGCAGACAGGACAGGCCCCCUACAGUUACCAGAUGCAGGGUGGUACUUUCACAACAACAUCAGGAUUGUAUGCAGGAAACAACUCCCUGACAAACUCGACCGGCUUCAACAGCACACAACAGGAAUACCCCAGUUAUCCAGCCUUUGGCCAGGGGCAGUAUGCUCAGUAUUACAACAGCUCACCCUACACUUCACCCUACAUGACAAGUAACAACACCAGCCCCAGCACGCCCUCCACCACCACCACCUACACCCUCCAGGAGCCACCCACUGGCAUAACCAGCCAGGCCCUCACAGAGAACCCUGCAGCAGUAGAGUACAGUACCAUCCACAGUCCAUCAACCCCCAUUAAAGAUUCAGAUUCAGAUCGAUUGCGCCGGGCCUCGGAUGGAAAGUCACGUGGCCGGGGAAGAAGGAACAACAACCCAUCACCGCCGCCUGACUCCGACCUUGAGCGAGUUUUCAUCUGGGACCUGGAUGAAACAAUCAUCGUUUUCCAUUCCUUGCUUACGGGUUCUUAUGCCAACAGAUAUGGACGGGAUCCGCCAACAUCUGUAUCACUAGGCCUGAGGAUGGAAGAAAUGAUCUUCAACUUGGCCGACACACACUUAUUCUUUAACGACUUAGAGGAAUGUGACCAGGUUCAUAUUGACGACGUAUCCUCCGAUGACAACGGGCAGGAUCUGAGUACGUAUAACUUCGGCGCUGACGGUUUCCAUGCAGCGGCGACCAGUGCCAACCUAUGUCUGGCCACAGGCGUGCGGGGAGGCGUGGAUUGGAUGAGAAAACUGGCCUUCCGCUACAGACGAGUAAAAGAAAUCUACACCACCUACAAAAAUAACGUCGGAGGUCUGCUGGGCCCAGCCAAAAGGGAAGCCUGGUUGCAAUUGCGAGCAGAAAUUGAAGCCUUGACGGACUCCUGGUUAACACUGGCACUGAAAGCACUAACAUUAAUCCACUCAAGGUCAAACUGUGUGAAUAUCCUGGUGACCACCACGCAGCUCAUCCCUGCCCUGGCUAAGGUGCUGCUCUACGGCUUGGGAAUAGUCUUUCCUAUCGAGAAUAUUUAUAGUGCAACCAAAAUAGGGAAAGAGAGCUGCUUCGAGAGAGUAAUUCAAAGGUUCGGGAGGAAAGUUGUUUACAUUGUUGUUGGAGAUGGUGUGGAAGAGGAGCAAGGCUCAAAAAAAGCACAACAUGCCCUUCUGGAGGAUCUCCAGCCAUUCAGACCUCAUGGCCCUCCACCACGCUCUAGACCUGGAGUACUUGUAGCACUACACCACGAUCGUACGCCCAGCUCUGCCUCGGCACACCCUGCAACCUUUCACCUUCACCCUCCAGCCCCGUCCCACGCUUGCCGCGGACCCUGCAGCUCAGAAAAGGCCCCCCUGCGCUGCCUGGCGUCUGUCUUCCACUACACAGGAAGAAAGGAAGAGGAGAAUGGAAAAAAAAAGGCUGAGCACACGGUUAAUGUGCUGACAUACGGUCACACUUCGUCUUAACCCUAAACUCUUUUUUUGUGUUUUUUAUUUUUUUGGAAGCGAAGGAGAGAGGUGAAUUUAUGGCGCUGCAGCUGCUUGCCCUGGUUACUGUGAAUUGGCCGCUUUCUGAAGCUGUCAAAGUGUUUUACGGCCCCCUGUUUGUGCCGGGACUCUGUCAGGGUUCACACCUGUGAGGGGAGCAGAGCUACUGAUGGCCUCGCCUGCCUCGCCUCACCUCGCCACAGAACUCGGCUACAAUUAACCUAAAGGCCCACGACUACUGGUGGUGACAUUUCUCCGUCCCUCUAGCUCUUCCCUUUGCUCUUCACCUCCCGUCUCUGUCUGUUCUUUAUCCGUCUACCUACUUUUUAGUCUCUCCCCCAUCAUGGGACGGACAGACAAAGUGACUGCUCCUCUGUUAACUGUCGGCCUGGGAGUCCUGUGCUUCUUAUUUAUGAACGGAGACUUUGUGAGUGGCACCGUGCCACUGAGAAGGUACCUCAAUGACAAAAGACUCGUGCCUUUUACAAAGUACUAUUGAUUUCCACCACAGCGAGAGGAAGACGUUUAUGGAAGAAACAAGAAAAUGGGGUUUUCUAAUAAUUUAAGAAAAUAAACAAAAAACUUUAUUUACAAUGCUGAGACAAUCGUGUAUAGAGGAAAUCUUUUUUUGUGUGUGUAAGUUUGUAAUCACUGGACUAUUCCUUCCUAUAUUCAUUUAGGUACGUGCUCUUGAAAGGUGGCAAUGCUUUUUCAUUGAAGUAAAAAAAAUAAUAAUAAUAAAAGGCAUCCCAUCGCACAUAAGCUUGUGCGACCGCUCAAAGUGUUGAUGUGUUCAAGUUUUGUUCAGUAAACAAAUAUGUAGAUAAUGGGAUUUUGUGAUAAAUUGUUUUGUCAAGACCAAAAGCAUGGAUGUCAAGUGUCAAUGACCUUUCAUUCGAUUCUGUGAUGUUUCUCGUCCUUACAGGAAACUUCAGUCACAUCUUUAUACAGCAUAACAGGUCUCCUCUACUGCAAGUCCUUUUUAGAUUCAUAUUUUAAAGGGAAAGAGGCAUUUGUUGUUUUUGUUUUUUUAGUUAUACAAAAAAGGUAGCUCACAACUUGUGUCCUUACGGCAUUUCACCAGCUUGCAGCCCUGACCCCGUAUAUUUGGAAGCAAACUUAAUCCUGAUGAGGGUUUUCGGAUAUGGCAUGGAAGUGAGCGAACUCCUGAGAGCCAUUUUAUGAAACAAAUUUAAAUAAAUCUGAGAUUUAAAAAAAAAAAGCAGGCUUGAAUAGGUUUUAUUAUCUUUUAUACAAGCGCUAUAACAACUCUUGUACAGCAAGCGUAAUUUUGUAUGAUGUAGUGUUUUUAUUUCAACUUUGAAAAUACAUUCUGUGUCCCUCUUUGAAAAUUGUUGAAACACGUGAAGCCCUUUUCAUAAUGCUUCUACAUCUGUGGAUGGGGCAACCAUAAUUAACGUUUAAAGAAAAGCCACUAACUUCGAGGGGUUUGUGAACAUACAGGACAUGUGCUAUCGACUGUGAAUUUCUUAAACAGAGACCGAUUCGUUGCGUCUCUGAUUUUUCCCUCCUUUGCACAUGAUCACUGUUGGCCUUUACAUUUCAAUUUGGAUACCCCGCCCCGCCCCGACCGCCACCUCCCUCCAACCCCCAUCUUCUCAAAACAACUUCUUCCCCCACGCUCCUGGGGUAUCUACAUAUUGCUGCUAGAUCAAGGUAAUGGUAGGUAAAUAGAGGAAAUGUUUUAUAGAUUCAUACAGCACGCUUUUUUUUUAUUAUGUUGCAAUCAUAAAUGCAAACUGGAAAUACUUUACACUACAUGGGCCUCAUUGUGAAACGCAAAAGAUUGUUGUGUCUGCAAAAUAUGUGUACAGAUGUUUUUGACAUUAUUAUUUGAUUGUGUUUAAAUUAAUAAAACUGAUUUGUGAACUGUUA